CGCGCCUGCCUACUUUCCAACGCCGUUGCCUGCUCAACUCGCAACAUCAUAAACGGGUCGCCUCGCCGCCUGCCUCUCGAUGCAUCAAUCAUGGGCGACGACACUGCGAUGCCCGACGCUGAGGCAGCACGUGAGAGCACCCUCAUGUACGCUCAUGAGGAAGAUGAGCUCAACGAGAAGUACCCAGCUCGACCCUUGAACGUGCACAAGACGCCGCCGUUCCACACAUUGUUCACAGAGCUAUUUGACCCAUUGAUGGAUACGCAAAAGAGAAAGCAUCCUGUCGGGCCACGUCGUAAAGCUGGACCCUCAGGUCACUCGAAUCUCUCACCUCAUGAAGCCAAGAGGAAUAUUAUCGAGCGCUUCAUCAAGGACUGGCGCAAGAAUGUUGGUCACGACUUUUAUCCAGCCAUGCGUCUGAUCAUCCCUGAGAAGGACCGCGAUCGCGCAAUGUACGGCCUCAAGGAGAAGGCUAUCGCUAAAGUCUUGAUCAAACUUACGAAGAUCAGCAAGGACACGGAAGAUGCCAAGCAGAUGCUCAACUGGAAGCUGCCAGGUCAACUCUAUCGGGCUUCAUCAUCAACAGCUGGCGACUUCGCGGGCCGCUGUUACGAGGUCCUGUCCACACGGCAAAUGCGAACCCAGUACAGUGACAUGAGCGUCGCCGAGGUCAAUAAUGCUUUGGACAAACUGUCGCAGGUUGGCGCCGAGGACGAGCAGGUCAAGAUCUUCAACAGAUUCUAUAGAAGGAUGAACGCUGAAGAGAUGACGUGGCUGAUUCGCAUUAUCCUUCGACAGAUGAAGAUCGGUGCUACCGAGAAGACGUUCCUCGACAUGUGGCAUCCUGACGCGGAGCAGCUCUUCAACAUCUCCUCCAAUCUCAGACGAGUCUGCUGGGAGCUAUACGAUCCCAUGGUUCGACUCGAAGGUGACGAUACAGGUCUCAGUGUGAUGCAGUGCUUCCAACCCCAGCUAGCGCAGUUCCAGGACAAGGUCGGCUCAUUCGAGAAGAUUGUAUCACGAUUUCAGCAGAACCCUGACGAUGACAACUUCUGGAUCGAAGAGAAGCUUGACGGAGAGCGCAUGCAACUACACAUGAUGGAGGAUCCGGAAGCACCAGGCGGCAGACUCUUCGGCUUUUGGUCGCGCAAAGCCAAAGACUACGCCUACCUGUACGGAAAGCACUUUGAGGGCGAAGAAGCUGGUGCUUUGACACGGUUUAUCGCAAAUGCGUUCGGCAAGAACAUCCGUAACAUCAUCCUUGAUGGUGAAAUGAUCACCUGGGACAUGGAGACAGAUCACAUUGUUGGCUUUGGCACACUGAAGACUGCAGCGAUAUCAGAGAAGGAAAACAAGACCGACAAGAAGACUGGUCAGCGUCCUCUCUUUCGCGUGUUCGACUGUGUCUACCUCAAUGACAAGCUCUUGACGCCCUAUAUGUUGCGAGACCGCCGUCGAGCGCUUGAGGGUGCGGUCAAAGAUGUCCAUCGUCGUCUGGAGAUCCAUCCCUACAUCGAUGCACGCUCGCACACCAAAGUCGAGCCAGCGUUGCGAAAGGUGGUAGCUGAGUCCUCGGAGGGCCUCGUGCUAAAGAACCCUCGGUCCAUGUACAGUCUCAACGCACGUAAUAACGACUGGAUGAAGGUGAAGCCGGAGUACAUGUCCGAGUAUGGUGAGUCCCUUGACUGUGUCGUCAUCGGUGGUUACUACGGUUCAGGCCAUCGAGGUGGUGCUCAUUCUUCCUUCCUUUGCGGAUUACGCGUCAAGCAACAUAUCAACCCGAACGACCCGGAAUAUGAGAAAUGUUUCUCGUUCUUCAAAGUCGGCGGUGGAUUCAGUCGUGAAGACUAUGCCGCCAUCCGAGGCCGUACAGAAGGCAAAUGGAAAGACUGGAAUCCCAAGCGUCCACCACCGACCAUCGAGCUCGGCGGCCAUGCAGAGAAUCGACAGUACGAGCGACCCGAUCAGUGGAUUCUACCUAGUGACUCAGUCGUGCUGGAAUGCAAGGCUGCUAGUGUGGAGAAUAGCGACAAGUUCCGCAUGGGUCGCACACUCCGCUUCCCACGCUUCAAGCGUCUGCGCGUAGACAAGCGAUGGGAUCAAGCUCUGACCAUUCACGAAUGGAUUGAGCUGCAAGAUAAUGUCGAACAAACCCUCGAAGAGAAACAGCAAGAAUUCAAAAUCGAACAAGGUCGCCGCAAGAAACCUCGAACCACGAAGAAGCCUCUCAUGAUUGCCGGCAACGAAACCAUCACCACACCAUAUGCAGGCCCAGCGUCAAAGCUCUUCGAAGGCCUGACCUUCUAUAUUAUGACGGACCAACUUCACCCCCUCAAGAAGAGCAAAGCAGAGCUCGAAGCCCUCAUCGAAGCCAACGGUGGAAAACUCGUCCAGCGCGAUUCGCCUGACAGAAGCCUGGUCAUUAUCGCCGAUAAGCGGCUCAUCAAAGUUGCGUCCCUCGAGAAGCGCAGCUCAAAAAAUAUCAUCAAGCCAAUCUGGAUAUCGGACUGCAUCGCGCAGCACGAAGCCGAUGCAGCGCUCCCAUAUCUUCUCCCUUUCGAGCCGAACCGCCACAUGUUCUUCCUGCACGAUGGCGACUUAGAAGUCGUGGAGGGUCAUGUCGAUGGUAAUGGCGAUUCUUAUGCAAGGGAUAUUGGCGACUUGGAGGAGAUGAGGAUAUUACUUGAGGGGAUGCAGAAGCCGAAGAAGAAGAGUUUCGAUAAACAGGGCUUCCUGAAUCAACUCCAAGGUCACGGCGAGGAAGUCACGAGGCUCAAAAGCUACAUGUUCAUCAACGCAAAAGUGGCGGUGCAGGAUAGUGAUGAUCCGGCUUGGAAGCUGAAGAGCCAGAUCGCCGCGAACUAUAUUCGUUUCGGUGGGGGUGGGUUGGUACAGAACGAAACGGCUAGAGGUGUGACGCAUGUCAUUAUUCCAGACCAUGAGAAGGCCAGCAGUAACGGAGUGACAGGGACGAUGGGUAUAGCGAGGGCAGUGGGUAUCGGCUGGGUGGAGAAGUGCUGGUCAGAAGGUACCAUGGUCGACGAAGAGAGGUUCCAGUGGGGAUAAAUCUCUCACACACCUCGCGAGGUAUCAUGAGCUACACUUUCCCACAACAUUGUAACGACGAACUCAAUAGUCAAUGAACAUAAUGCCAAACCCCGCUCCGUUUUGAGUACUGCUACGCCCCUAAUGCUCCCCGUCCUGUGCACUUAACAACCCAACCGUCCUCACAAACCCUGCAGUACUCCAGAACCCUCCCCCAAAAUCGAGAUCGUACCAGUAAUUCACCGCACAGCAUAGCCCCUCGUCAUUACAGCUUUGGCUCACUUUGUGAUACCAGAGUGCAGGCAGAUACAACAUAUCUCCCUCAUCGAGCGCGACGCGCAUCGGCUGCGCGUACUUUGAAUACGGCGUCGCGUUGACAGAGGGCACAUCAGGAUCCCACGUCGCGAACGGGACAUACGUCGCCGGCUCAUCGAUCUGAAUGACCAGCUUCUCCG
Didymella exigua CBS 183.55 is the source of this 3500-nucleotide messenger RNA. RefSeq names its product DNA ligase 4. Gene Ontology annotation, biological process: DNA biosynthetic process; DNA recombination; nucleotide-excision repair, DNA gap filling. The record is from RefSeq and is a predicted model, not a curated record. Lineage: Eukaryota; Fungi; Ascomycota; Dothideomycetes; Pleosporales; Didymellaceae. Gene Ontology annotation, cellular component: DNA ligase IV complex. The coding region runs from base 91 to 3066 and encodes 991 amino acids. The transcript has a single exon. Gene Ontology annotation, molecular function: ATP binding; DNA ligase (ATP) activity; DNA binding.